Messenger RNA from Prorocentrum cordatum, 435 nucleotides. NCBI's taxonomy places the organism in Eukaryota, Dinophyceae, Prorocentrales, Prorocentraceae. The record is from the annotation of a GenBank genome assembly.
GCGCUGCAGCGGCGCGCCAUGAUCGAGUUGGCGCAGGGGUCCGCGGCGGCGGCGGCGGCGGCGGUGCCCGAGCGCCUGCCCCAGACGAUGGCGCUGGAUAUGCAAGCUCAACAUGGUCAGCCUCAGCAGUUUCCGCAGCAGCCCUCGAGGUCGACGUCUGACGGUUUCCCAGCUGUCGGCGAGGCUCCAGAGGACGAGCUCGCGACCGAAGCAGGCGUGGUGGCCAUCGGCACCGCCCACGCCGCUCGACGCCGAGAUCGGUGCCGUGGACGAGUCCCAGUCGGCGCGCCGCGCAGGCCGUGCCAUCUCGAAGGUCGCGGAGGGCACGGUGGAGAUCCGAGGCGCCGAGGGCCCCGAGGCCAGGAAGGCCAGGGCUGCAGCAGCAGCGGCAGAAGCGACGGCCGCAGCAGAGGACCCGUCGCGACUUUGACGUAG